Molecule: messenger RNA, 826 nt
Organism: Drosophila virilis
Lineage: Eukaryota; Metazoa; Arthropoda; Insecta; Diptera; Drosophilidae
Gene: Obp84a
Product: Odorant-binding protein 84a
Molecular function (GO): odorant binding
Source: RefSeq, a predicted model, not a curated record
AGUUAUUAUAAUAUUUACCAAUUUGUUAUCACGCCAUUUCCGUAAAUAUUAUUCUGCUUAUGAAACUGUCUAUUGCGUGUAGUGUUAAAGUCACUAGAGCAAUUUGUUUAUCUAAUUGACGGUCGAUAUUUCAUAUAAAAUAAGUUUCAAACUCGUAACCUCCAUUAAAGUCGGUUUACCGUUGCGAAAAUGUUUCUAAAAAUUCAAAUUUUUGUUGCUCUGUUGACCGUGCUGGGCAUGAGUCUCGGGCUUACUAGUGCUUUCAGUGAUCGCGCCCGGGACAAUGGCGAUAUAUUUAUAAUAAAUUACGAUAGCUUCGAUGGCGAUGUGGAUGACAUAUCGACCACAACCCAAGCGCCUAGAGAAGCGGGCUAUAUUGAUUUUGACGAGAUUAUGCAUGCCUGUAAUGCUAGUUUUGUUACGCCCAUGUCGAAUGUGCUGCAGUUUAAUACCACAGGCAAGCUAUUCGAUGAGAAGGAUAUGACCAGCAUGUGCUACUUUCGCUGCUUCUUCGAAAAAGCUGGCAUAAUAGAAAACUUCAAGCUGAAUCCGGAUGUGGUGCGUAAAUAUAUGUGGCCAGCAACGGGUGAUUCCAUAGAGUUUUGUGAAUCCCAGGCCAUGGAUGAACAGAAUGCAUGUGUUAGGACCUAUACAAUUGCACAGUGUGCUAUGAUGCGUGCUUUAACAGAUGCCAGAAACACACCCAUGGUUUAAAUUCCAAAAAUCACUUGGAAACACAUAUAUGCACACAUAAUUGUGUAUAUAAAUUACAAAUAGUUUAUAGUAUGUAUUAAAAGUAAAAGCACGUUUCCGCACAGAGCAUUAA